Molecule: messenger RNA, 676 nt
Organism: Mesocricetus auratus (golden hamster)
Lineage: Eukaryota; Metazoa; Chordata; Mammalia; Rodentia; Cricetidae
Gene: Gmfg
Product: glia maturation factor gamma
Exons: 7
Coding region: 156-584 (142 amino acids)
Biological process (GO): negative regulation of Arp2/3 complex-mediated actin nucleation; actin filament debranching
Cellular component (GO): actin cortical patch
Molecular function (GO): Arp2/3 complex binding; actin binding
Source: RefSeq, a predicted model, not a curated record
GGGCGGAAGAGAAAAGUCCAGGACAAAGCCCUCUGGGAGAUUAGGUCUCAGAGAAGGAACCUAGUGUGGGACGCCCAACAGCGAAGCCAAGAACAUUGCCCCACCUCGGGGUUUGCAAACUGAGGCUGGAGACCAGGAUUUAAGAAUCGUUAGAGAUGUCGGAUUCCCUGGUGGUGUGUGAAGUGGACCCGGAACUAAAGGAAAAGCUGAGGAAAUUCCGUUUCCGUAAAGAGACCGACAACGCAGCCAUCAUAAUGAAAGUGGACAAGGGCCGUCAGAUGGUGGUGCUGGAGGAGGAGUUCCAGAACAUUUCCCCAGAGGAACUCAGGUUGGAGUUGCCAGAGAGACAGCCCAGGUUCGUGGUCUACAGCUACAAGUACGUGCAUGCCGACGGCAGGGUGUCUUAUCCUUUGUGCUUCAUCUUCUCCAGCCCAGUGGGCUGCAAGCCUGAGCAACAGAUGAUGUACGCGGGGAGUAAGAACAGGCUGGUGCAGACGGCGGAGCUUACGAAGGUGUUUGAAAUCCGCACCACAGACGACCUCACUGAGGCCUGGCUUCAAGAAAAGUUAGCCUUCUUUCGUUGACCUUUGAGCCAGAGAUUUGAAAUCCUUACAUCUGAAGACUCAGGCUCCUAGGCUAAUGACCAUCCAAGAGCUAAAUAAAGAUGGAAAAGUCA